Molecule: messenger RNA, 6656 nt
Organism: Esox lucius (northern pike)
Lineage: Eukaryota; Metazoa; Chordata; Actinopteri; Esociformes; Esocidae
Gene: pik3c2a
Product: phosphatidylinositol-4-phosphate 3-kinase, catalytic subunit type 2 alpha
Exons: 33
Coding region: 156-5345 (1729 amino acids)
Biological process (GO): phosphatidylinositol 3-kinase/protein kinase B signal transduction; phosphatidylinositol-3-phosphate biosynthetic process; phosphatidylinositol-mediated signaling
Cellular component (GO): plasma membrane; phosphatidylinositol 3-kinase complex; cytoplasm
Molecular function (GO): 1-phosphatidylinositol-3-kinase activity; 1-phosphatidylinositol-4-phosphate 3-kinase activity; phosphatidylinositol binding
Source: RefSeq, a predicted model, not a curated record
AGGAACUGACGUUGUGUCUGCUCGAGCUAGACGAUAAAAAAAAUUGCAUCUGCAGGAAAAUGGCUACAAACAUCAUACCGCUAAAAGGUGUUUGAAGAAGCGCAUCUCCUUCUGACCUACAGACCCUACGUACAUGGCACCCUCAAGCUGACACCAUGGCCCAGAUAUCCAGUGGUAAUGGGUUCAAGCUGGAUGUGGCGCAGCCCAAGGGGGCUGUGGAUAAGGAGGAGGCUCUUCGCAUGGAGGCAGAGGCCUUAGCAAAAUUACAAAAGGACAAGAGGAACACCCUGACGGUGACUACUUCCACUGCCGCUUCCACCUCUUCUUCCUCUACAAAAACCCUUCCCGCCGUCGCCCCUCCCAGGCCUACUCCUUCAACCACCAGCCGCCCGGAGAAGGACCUCAUUGUCUUUCCAGAGGCCAAGAAGCAGGCAGAGAAGGACAAGUUCCAGAACAUCGACGUGGACAAGCUGACCAACGAGGAGCUAGAGAAGCUCCUGCUAGACAACAGUUUCGGGGCCAACAGCAGCAAGGCGUCAAGGCCUUUCUCACUGCUGGGAUUUGACCUUAGUGCCUCUUACCCAGGGGGUCAUUCUACCUGCAUCCCCUCUCCCUUUACCAGCGGCCAAUGGACGCCCUCCAUGCUGUCAACCCCGAUUGGCUCCUGCGUGUCUACCCCCACCCACCAGCAAGCUCCCAUGUUCCCCUCCGCUCCUUUCCCCAAGCCGCAAACCUCCUUCCAGAAUGGUUUUUCUCCAGCCAUUCCACCCUACAUGGGCCUGCCUAGCCAACAGGCCUCCUUCAUGACCUUCGCUCCCAUCCAGCAGCCAGGAGCCAUUGUGUUCCAGCAGCCCGCCGUUACCCCAGAGAUGGCCAGGCUUUUUGACAAGAUCCACAGCACCUCGGAAUACUUGAAGAAUGGCAGGUCGGCCAAUAGCGAUCUGGAUUCUGCCGUGACCAGUGCUGUGUCCCUGGCACCCAACCCCCCGCCACCCGCCGUGGAACCCCCCGCCAUCAACCCGUUUGAGUGGCUGGACCUGGAUCCGCUCCACAAGCGCAAAGUUGAGGGCAAGGAGGGCAACUCCGCGGCCCCUGGCGGUGCUUUGGUGGCGGGGGUUCCUGCCGGUGGGGACCCGUGGGAUGCCGUGCUGCUAGAUGAGACAGAGAGCGGGGCUGGUGGCACCAGUCCACCCCUGGAAAAGAAGAAUCCACGUCACUCUCAGCCUCAGAUGUCGUCGGUGGGGUCGACAGUCUCCAGGAGCCACUCCCUAACCAUACCAGCAUCCUCAUCCCAACGCAAGCCAAACAAUACGCACGAUAAGGGAAGUGGGAAAAUACUGGCAAAGCACAGCGCCCUGAAGGAAAAGGAAGCCCAGAACCUAGAAGUUGUAGCCUUCUGUGAAGACGUAGCAAUACUGAGGUCAAAGUUCGCCCACGAUGACCUGCUGACCAACCCGGGGUACGUGCUGAGCGCUGUGAUACCCCAGAGGGACGGGGGCGGGGACAACGGCUGCAGCGUUAAGGUGUCCAUCGAGAUCUCUGAUUCCCAGGAGCCUGUCACGUUCACCUGCGACGUGAGUUCUCCUGUGGAGCUCCUCAUCAUGCAGGCCCUGUGUUGGGUCCACGAUGACCUCAGCAAAGUGGACAUCAGCAGCUAUGUCCUCAAGGUCUGCGGCCAGGAGGAGGCACUGCAGAAUAAGCACAGCCUGGGCAGCCAUGAGUACGUCCAGAACUGCAGGAAGUGGGAGGCCGAGAUCAAGCUCCAGCUGCUUUCCCAAACCACCAUGAGAAGGGAUCUGGCACGAACGGCGGAAGAUGACACCUCUCCAGUAGACUUGGAGAGGCACCUGGGCCAAGUGGAGAGGCCCUUUAAGGAGAAUGUCACGAGACAAGGCCUGAGCGACUAUCUAGAAGGUUAUCACAAUCAAGUCAACAUAUGUCUGCAGAACGAGAGCACCCAGUAUAAAACGGUGGAGCGUCUGGUGCAGAAGGUGAAGAGCCUGUGCUGUGCCCUGGGCGAGGUGGAGACCCAGGCAAUCACAGAGGCCGUCAAGAGGGUCAAGUGGUCAGUCAACCUGCCCAGGACACGCUCGCCAGAGGUGGGCUCCAAGACCUCAGGUGGCUCAUCAGAGGGUCACCUCAGCCCAGUGGAGGAGUGCAUGGGCAUCCUGACAGACGCUGUCUACGACCUGGCCAGGCUUUACCUGCGCUCUUUCUGUCCCGCCUCCUCCUCCUACAGCUCCUCCCCUGACCCCACUUCCUCUAACUCCCAGCAUGCAGAGGGGGAGUCUGCCCCAGAGGGACGUGGCAGCAAGGACGCCUCGGGCACCACCGACCACCUGCAGUUCACCGUGUUCGCAGUGCACGGCAUUCCUGCCGCAUGGGUCAGCAGCUAUGAGAAGUACUAUCUGAUGUGUGCCCUGACACACAAUGGCAGGAACCUGUUCAAGCCCAUCCAGUCCAAGAAAGUGGGCACCUAUAAGAGCUUCUUCUACCACAUCAAAUGGGACGAAUUGAUCAACUUCCCCAUGGCGGUGGCCCUGCUUCCAUUGGAGUCCAUGUUGACUCUCUCUCUCUUUGGAGUCCUGAACCAAAACGCCAGCAGCUCCCCAGACUCCAACAAGCAGCGCAAGGGACCAGAGCUGCUGGGCAAGGUCUCCCUGCCCCUGUUUGACUUCCGACGGGUGCUGGCGCGUGGUACCAAGCUGCUGUGUCUAUGGACAAGUUCUCAGACUGCCUCCGCCACAACUGGGGGCCGUAGGAAGAACCUGGCCGAGAGGGUCAUACUGCAGGUGGAUUUCCCCAGCCCGAUGGUAGACGUGCUCUACGUGGGGCCCCAGGAGAUCCCUUGCCCUGACCCCGACACCCUGGAGGACCUGGACCCUGAUCUGCGGCGCCAAGUGGAGGAACUCUGCAGCCGAGCCUCCACUUUUGGGUUGAUGCGGGCCGACCGCCAGCUGCUGUGGGACCAGCGGCAUCAUUGUCGGGUCUACACCGACAGCCUGCCCAAGGUUCUGGCCAGCGCCCCCAGCUGGGACAGGGGCAGCCUGGCUGAGAUCCACUCCUUGCUGCACCACUGGCCAUCGCUCCAACCCGUGUGCGCCCUGGAGCUGCUCGACUCCAAGUUUGCUGACACGGAGGUGAGGAGCAUGGCUGUCCGCUGGAUUGAAACCAGCAGUGACGACGAGCUGGCAGACUACCUGCCUCAGCUAGUACAGGCUCUGAAGUUUGAGUGUCACCUCGAGAACGCCCUGGUGAUGUUCCUACUGUCCAGAGCACACGGCAACAUUAACAUCGCCCACUUCCUGUACUGGCUGCUGAGGGACGCGGUUCAGGACCCGGCGUUCGGCCGGAGGUACGACCAGGUGCUGGGGGCUCUGCUGUGCCUGUGUGGCGCCGGACUCCGGGCCGAGCUGGACAAACAGACGCGCCUCGUCACCCUGCUGGGAGCGCUGGCCGAGAAGGUCCGGCAGACGGGGGGCUCGGCGCGACAGGCAGUGCUCCAGGAGGGUCUGGAGAGGGUGCAGUCGUUCUUCCAGGGGACCACCUGUAGACUCCCCCUCAGCCCCAGUCUGGAGGCCAAAGAGCUCCACAUCAAGUCCUGCUCCUUCUUCAGCUCCAACGCGGUGCCCCUGAAGCUGGCCCUGGUGAAUGCUGACCCUCUGGGUGAGGAGAUCAACGUCAUGUUCAAGGUGGGGGAGGACCUGAGACAGGACAUGCUGGCUCUACAAAUGAUCCGGAUAAUGGACCGCAUCUGGCUUCAGGAGGGAUUGGACCUGCGUAUUGUCAACUUCAAAUGCAUCUCCACUGGAAAAGACAAAGGUAUGGUGGAGCUGGUGCCCUCCUCGGACACACUGAGGAAGAUCCAGGCAGAAUACGGAGUGACGGGUUCCUUCAAGGACAAGCCCCUGGCAGAGUGGCUCCGCAAGUACAACCCCGCCGAGGACGAGUACGAGAAGGCGUCGGAGAACUUCAUCUACUCAUGCGCCGGCUGCUGCGUGGCCACCUACGUGUUGGGUAUCUGCGACCGCCACAACGACAACAUCAUGCUGCGCUCCACAGGUCACAUGUUCCACAUCGACUUCGGCAAGUUCCUGGGCCAUGCCCAGAUGUUCGGCAGCUUCAAAAGGGACCGUGCUCCGUUCGUGCUGACCUCUGACAUGGCCUACGUAAUCAACGGAGGGGAGAGACCCACCAGUCGUUUCCAGCUGUUCGUGGACCUGUGCUCUCAGGCCUACAACCUCAUUCGCAAACACUCUGGCCUCUUCCUCAACCUCCUGUCAUUGAUGACGCUGUCAGGUCUUCCAGAACUGACCGGAUCUCAGGACCUGAAGUACGUGUAUGAUUCUCUGCAGCCUCAGACCACUGACGCGGAGGCCACCAUCUUCUUCACCAGGUUAAUAGAGUCCAGCCUGGGCAGCGUGGCCACCAAGUUCAACUUCUUCAUCCACAACCUGGCCCAGCUGCGCUUUUCGGGCCUGCCAUCCAACGACGAGCCCAUCCUCUCCUUCUCACCCAGGACAUACACACUGAAGCAGGAGGGCCGCAUCAACGACGCCUCCAUCUUCUCCUUCCAGAAGAGAUACAACCCAGACAAGCACUAUACCUAUGUGGUGAAGCUCAGGCGAGAUGGGCAGAGCGAGGCCCAGUUCCUCUUUCGCACUUUUGACGAGUUUCAAGAGCUGCACAACAAGCUGUGCAUCCUCUUCCCUCUGUGGAAACUGCCUGGGUUUCCUAAUAAGAUGGUGCUGGGCCGGACGCACAUCAAGGAAGUGGCGGCCAAGAGGAAGAUUGAGCUCAACAGCUACGUCCACAACCUGAUGAGGAGCUCCACAGAUGUCACACAGUGUGAUCUCAUUUAUACAUUCUUCCAUCCGAUCGCGAGAGACGACAAGACGGAAGGCUUUGAGGCGACGGCCAAAGCAGAGACGCCUCCGCUGAGUCCCACCUCGAGCAGGGUGGAGGGCGAGGUGAAGCUGUCCGUGUCUUACAGGAACAACACGCUCUUCAUCAUGGUCAUGCACAUCCGAGACCUGGUGUCUGAGGAUGGGACGGACCCCAACCCUUAUGUGAAAACCUAUCUUCUCCCAGACCCCAACAAAACCUCCAAGCGCAAAACAAAGAUUUCGAGGAAGACCAGGAAUCCCACUUUUAACGAGAUGCUGGUGUACAGUGGCUACAGCAAAGAGACCCUGGGGCUGCGGGAGCUGCAACUGAGCGUGCUCAGCGCCGAGUCGCUGAGAGAGAACUGCUACCUGGGCAGCGUCACCCUCAAACUCAAAGACUUCGACCUCAGCAAGGAGACAGUGAAGUGGUACAAGCUGACCGCUGUGCCAUACUUUUGACAACUCCACCUGGACUCAGCCUUUUGAAGACAAUACACACUUAAGGGCAACGGAACUGGCCUCAUCCCCCAAAAAAGGGUGCCUAGAAACUCCACACCCCUUCCUCAAGUUCACCUCAGUCCCAGUUUGGAUGUGUACAGAAACCAGCCCCCUACCCCCUUAGCCAAUUUAUGUUGAUCCUAAAUAACACAUAGAUAUAAGCAAUAUGGUUAUAACAUCAACCUUUCACAGGUCUGCACAGAUGUCUAAGGAAUAGGAGCUAGUCUAGGAGUUGGGUGGGCGGUGCUUCGUUGUAGUGAACAACCUCCACUUACUUUGUUGGUUCCUAAACUGUAACAUGAGAUGUAAUGUUUUGUACAUUUUGAAAUUAGAGGACCAAAUUGGCAUACUUUCAGAAGAGUUUAUAUAGAUUGACACAUUUAUUUUUUAAGAAAGGGGCUCUUUUACAUUUUUCUACGUAGACCGAUAGAAAGCGUCUGAUUUUUCUGCUAAGCUAGCUGAGAACGUCUGGGCAAGUUCCUCGUACCAAACAGACUUCAGGAAAAGUAAUGUUGUGUUUCCCAAUCAUGUGCCAAAAGAACUGACAAAGAUGAUGAUGGCAAACCACUCUCCCAAAGGGGAACCGAACAGGAUGCCUUGUUUGUGUUCACAAUGUGUUUUACGCUCCACUUCAGCCUUAUCAUAGUACAUUUUAUACAACCAUUGGGAUUCCCCAAUUGAAUUAGAAAACAAUUCUGUAAAUGUUAGCAGUUCUUCCAGUGUCAAUUGGGUUCUGGGCUAGCUUGAAAGUGUUGAAAUGGUCAGCUUCCUUAUGAAUGCACACUUACUACCAUCUCUUUUUAAUGGUAAUUACUUGACUUCUUUUCACUGCACACUCUUGGGAAUUUGUACCUCGAACACUCGUCCUGUGCAUUUAAUGUUGGAUAAGAAAGUGGCAUCUAAUAUCUGAGGCCACUUAUAUAUGACCUAUUUAAAUUGGGGCAGGGUAAGCUGAUUCUACUAGAUCUGUGACCUAGAGCCAUGUGGACAACAAAGGGAAAGCCAUCCAGUGCAAGAGCUAUGCUGCUUCCUCUGAGCUGACUAGAAAUCUACUUUAUCUGGAGGGGUUUUAAAGAGAACGUCAACAAAGACAAUUAUGAUAAGCAUCACUCGUACUAUAAAGAGUGACUUCCUCUUUUAAUGACUGUAAAAAAUGCUACAUUUGUAUUAACAUGGCCAGUUAUUUAUUCUUAAUUGGUUACCUUAACCCGAAUGAAUCGGUAUGUACUGUAAUCCUUCUGUCUUAAAGCGAAUUAAAUGUUUUUGAACGAA